CAAAUCAGCCCUUACAGGUCCUGUCCACCCCCUCUUCCUCUGGGACACUGCUGGAUCUGUCCCUCCUCCUCAGACACUUGCUGAAUGAAAACAGGGCUCUUUUGAAGAAGCACUAAUAAGAGUUAACGACUGUUGAGAUGGAGAGGAGAGCAGCGCUGUUCCUGGUUCUCGCUCUGGUCAAGAUAAGCUGUUGUUGUCUGGAUCCUCCUGCUGCCUACAGGUUUACGGGAGCUGUUUGUAGGCUAACAUAUCCUGCCGCUGUAGUCUUGAACGAGAAAACUACUGAAGUCAUACAGGCCGCUUUCCAGCAUGCCAAAUAUCCCAGUGUACAGGGAGAACGAUCAAUAGGCUUUGGGACGGUCAAAUACGGAUUCCACGACUUAGAGAUUCACAACCUCUCCAUCGGAAAGAGCCAGUUUGAGCUGAAGGAGAAUGUAGGGAUCGGGAUCGCCAUUUCAAACGUGUAUGCUGUAUUUAAAGGGACCAUCAACUAUGGAUAUGGCAGCUGGCUACUCAGCUUAAACCAAUCAGUGGAUUUUGAAGUUGAGUCUCAAAUUGACCUUGUAAUCAAUCCAAAGCUAUACUGUGGUAAAGGCAAAGUGGCCGCAGACACGUCCGACUGUUACCUCACAUUUCACAAACUGAAGCUGCUUCUGCAAGGAGACAGAGAGCCAGGCUGGAUGAAAAAGAUGUUUACAGAUAUUGUGACUUUCACAGUGAAGUUAGUUGUGAAGUCACAGAUCUGCAAGGAGAUAAACAGUGUGGCCAACAUACUAGCAGACUUCAUACAGGAGCAAGCAGAGCAGUUUCUUAGUGAUGGAGGCAUCGGUGUGGACAUCUCUGUGACUUCUUCUCCAGUGAUCAAAUCGAAUUAUAUAGAAUCAUACCAUAAGGGUUUGGUUACUUUUAGUAAUGAGACAUCAGACUUGAGCAACUCUGUGUUUCACCCUUCUCAACUGUCUGAGAGCCGCAUGCUUUACUUCUGGUUCUCUGAUGGCCUUCUAGACCCGUUAUUGGGUGCCGUCCAUAAUGACGGACGUUUUGUGCGCAGUAUCUCUGCAACAGAACUCACGGAUCUGUUUCAGACUGAGCUGUCUACAGCCAGGCCUGAACUGUUGAGCAAGUGGCUUUCUUCUGAGGGUCCGGUGUUAAAGGCGAGGAGUGUAUCGGUUCCACACUUAUGGACCACCACACAGGGCACAUCAGUCAGAGCCGUGGCUGGAGUUCAGCUCUUACUGAAUGGUCAAGAGAUGCCAGUGCUUUAUUUUGAGACAGAUGUAACAGUUGUUGUAAAUGCCUCAUAUGCAGAGAAGAAACUAAUUCUGAAGGCCACUGCAGAGCGUAUCUCUAUAACAAAGGUUUCAUCAUCAGAAGGAGCAAUUGAGAUGGAGGACAGCUUGAGAGCUUAUCUGCAGGAGGCUGUGGAGAAGAUGGGAAUCCCCAAAGUUCUGUCAUACCUGGAGGUAGAAUUGACCUCUUUGAUGGAUGAACAGGGGCUCAAUCUUUUUGACAUCUUCAAUCCCGAAGUUGUACCUCAGGACGGUUAUGUGAUGGUACAGCUGGAUUUUGGAUUUCCACAACAUCUACUGGUUGAGUUCCUCAAAAGGACGCUGGAUUGACAGUUUUUUAUAUUUCUACAUAGUUUGUAGAAAUAGUUUGAGAAAUACACACACAGACACACACACAAAUACAAUUGACUACAUAACUAUAUAUUUAGUGUAACUAUUGAGCAUCCAAACGUUUGUAAAUACGAAAGUGUCAAUCAUCAUGAUCUUGUUUUUUGUACAUGUCCUUUAGUAAUAUUAUCUGAUGACCUUCAUAAUGUUAUUUAGAGGUUGUGUUACCAAUAUUAAACAUUUCCUGAUGCUGUCUCACAUAAUUGCAUGUAGCAGCUUUCUGGUUAAACCUGUUUUUCUUUUUC
Molecule: messenger RNA, 1921 nt
Organism: Danio aesculapii
Lineage: Eukaryota; Metazoa; Chordata; Actinopteri; Cypriniformes; Danionidae
Gene: cetp
Product: cholesteryl ester transfer protein, plasma
Exons: 16
Coding region: 138-1619 (493 amino acids)
Biological process (GO): high-density lipoprotein particle remodeling; triglyceride transport; phosphatidylcholine metabolic process
Cellular component (GO): high-density lipoprotein particle
Molecular function (GO): cholesterol transfer activity; phosphatidylcholine binding; triglyceride binding
Source: RefSeq, a predicted model, not a curated record